UUGAAUUUUGUCGUCUGCUUAAUUGCACAAUGAUUGAUUGGGUUAAUAAUGGUCUUUUUCUUUUUUCUGUAAUUAGCAAUUUGAAUUAAAUGGCAAAUAUUGUCAAGACAGAAAGUGGUAUCGAUCUAUUGCAAAGGCUCUCUGUCAGGCCUAAACUCAUAGGAUUACAAACUGAAGUCUUUGGCGAAAAUGGACCCCAACCAGGUGACGUGAUAGAGAUCUCUGAAAAGAAUACAAACCUCAAAACUGUUUUGUUGACUCAAUGGAUCAUAAGGUGUAUUCUUCCAUCAAUAUGGAAAGGAAUAAAAAUUGGUGGACUAGAAGUGGGAGUGGUUUUCCUCUCUACUGAUCAUCACUUUUCACUUCUAAACUUAGUCACUGUGCUUGAAAGGACAUUGAAAAGAAAUCUUCGUCAGUACCAUGAAUUAUUACCUGCUUCUGGGAUUUCCAUAGUUGAAGAAAUUGUCAAGGAUUCCCUCAAAAGACUUUCUGUGUAUGAAAGUUUUAAUAAGACUGAGCUACUCUUUAAUUUCUGUUCUACAAAAACCUACAUUCUCUCCCACCCUAAGUCUUCGGUUGUGAUGCUUGACAGUCUAUCAGCAUUCUACUGGGAAGACCGACUGUCAGCUUCUACAAUGCAAAGCCUUGACAAAUAUUGCCAAUCUCUUCUACUCUGCCUUAUUGAAAAAUUGAAGCAAACCAACAUUACCAUUAUAUACACUGUCCAGCAAUUCCUUAGGGAAUCUCAUGAAAGAGAGAGUGCUGAAGAUCAGUUAUUAAUAUACUCCCUAUCUCUAGAAAAUGAAUCCCAAACUAUGAUUCACAUCGAAGACAGAAGAAAUGCCAAAAAAUUUUCAAAAAAAAUUGAAAUUCUGAAAGGAGAUUUGUUAAUUAAAUAAAUAUAUUUUAA
Messenger RNA from Daphnia pulex (common water flea), 910 nucleotides. It is a transcript of the gene Xrcc2, whose product is annotated as DNA repair protein XRCC2-like. Bases 90 to 899 code for a protein of 269 amino acids. Gene Ontology annotation, molecular function: four-way junction DNA binding. The record is from RefSeq and is a predicted model, not a curated record. Gene Ontology annotation, biological process: double-strand break repair via homologous recombination; DNA strand invasion. Gene Ontology annotation, cellular component: centrosome; Rad51B-Rad51C-Rad51D-XRCC2 complex; replication fork. The transcript is spliced from 2 exons. NCBI's taxonomy places the organism in Eukaryota, Metazoa, Arthropoda, Branchiopoda, Diplostraca, Daphniidae.